AUGUUGGUGAUUGGUCUUGUUGUAUUGUCUUGUGUAGUUUGUGUGAAGACAGCUGAGCCCGUAGUUAGUUGCAGGUUUCCAACCCUCAACUAUCAGUACCGGAACAAUCAUCUGCGUCAAGAUGGCGGCCUUUGUUUCGAAAUAACUCCAUGGCAGCAUCAGCCUGUUGUGUUGGAGGAUCAUAUUACGUACUUAAGACAGAGAUGGAACUCUGUGCUUCGAAGGCAGCUCAGGUCUCAAUCAUUAGCGUUAGCUAAUAGUGAACUUUCCCGGUAUAUGGAUACAGUGCUUGCCCCCUUCUUGGAUACAUACCACAGGAAUAUACAAAACUCAUACCAACAGUUGACUGGUAAAAUACUGCGUAGAAUCAAGGAUGAGAUUAACGCUGCCAUACAAAAGAAACAACACAUGUAUCAAGAGCUAACGCAGCUUGCCGACGAGCUUAAAGUGCCACCUAUGUGUGAUGAAGAACGGCGUGCAUCACGUACCACAGCGAGCAAGCAUCUAGCUUCUAUAUACGCCUGCACUGAAGAAGCACGCAUCUCCAUCGCUAAAAUGGGGAAGUACGCUGAAGAAAUGAUAGGUAUCACGAGGAACCACAUGCAAGCAACCCUGGUAGAUGCUACGAGAGUAUUUGAAAUCUCUGGGAGUCAAAGAAGGACAUUGGAAAAUACAAAUGUUUCAACCUGUCUUCAAGAGCUAUCUAAAGCAGCGGUUAUCCUGGGUUACGAGCUGGAUUUGAGUUUAACCAACGCAAGGCGACACAACGAACAGUCAUGCGAACGCUUAACUACUUGCACCUCCAAGGCAAGAAAGCGUACUGAAGAACUAUUUAGUGCUUUAAGGGAUGAGAUAUACCAGUGUGUAUACGCUUGA
Messenger RNA from Arctia plantaginis, 876 nucleotides. The record is from the annotation of a GenBank genome assembly. NCBI's taxonomy places the organism in Eukaryota, Metazoa, Arthropoda, Insecta, Lepidoptera, Erebidae.